Messenger RNA from Neurospora tetraspora, 566 nucleotides. RefSeq lists its product as uncharacterized. NCBI's taxonomy places the organism in Eukaryota, Fungi, Ascomycota, Sordariomycetes, Sordariales, Sordariaceae. The coding region runs from base 168 to 530 and encodes 120 amino acids. The record is from RefSeq and is a predicted model, not a curated record. The transcript has a single exon.
CACCGUCUUCGAGAACUACGUCCUGGGCAUGACGUUAAACUGCCCUCACCAUCAGUGACCGGUGCGCUGCGGGCCUAGACUCUGCCCAGCCCAAGCCAUUCACAAACGGCGGGUGUAAGACCGUCGCAGUGCUAGGUCAGCUACCGUGGUCACUUCCACACACCACAAUGUCCAACUCUCAACGUCACAACCACCACAACAACCACAACAACAGCCCACCCAACAGCCGUCCGGUCCACCAGGGCCUCAUUCCAACUCGUGGAUUUCGCAGACAACCCAAGAGGAAUCCACUCAGCAUUCUUCCUCCGCCCAGCCGCAAGCUCAAGGCCCGAAACUUCUGGCCCCUUCAUCAGGGGUCAGUAAGUGGGCAGCCUCUGCGAGCUGGGCUUGGGACCGCGACGGCUGUGACUCCGGUCCACCAGGCACCCAUGCCGGUUUCGGUGUUUCGACAUCAUCAGUCGACACUUUCCCCUUGCUCUUCUGUGCAAGAUAUUUCGCAUAUCUUCCAGUCUGUUCCAACCAGCCCAUGAUCACAUCACACUCAACUUGUGAUUGUGGUCGCCCAG